AUGCGUCUGAAGCUGGCGUACGACAUCCUGUCUGACUCCUCGUCACGUGCUCAGUACGACAUGAAUCUGAGGCAGCGAGCGGUGACUCCAGUGAAUAUUCGCCGGUCGCGACCUGGCCACGGGGCCUCGGCGGCGACGGCGGAUCGUCGCUCACCGAACGGGGGCGAUGAUUGGGGAAGCUGGGCGGCUUCCGCCAGGAGUAACGCCAGCAGGCCAACAGCGGCGGCGGCGGCGGCCCCGGCGGCUCCGCCGCCGCCGCCACCGCCCUCUGGACCGGCGUCGGGGGACGAUUGGACGUCUAUUUAUGCGCGCGUAGCGACGGGAUCUUCGAAUCGUGGUACGGCAGCCGCCACGUCAAGCUACGAUGACUGGUCACCCGCCGGCGGCCCGUUGUCGUCGGGGGAUGACCUGGAGUGGUAUUCGGACGUGGUGGUGGCAACAGCGGCAGCGGCGGCGGCGCCAUCAGCAGCGGCAGCUGCCAGCGCUGCUAACGGUGCUGCCGCCGCUGCCGCUGCAAAGCCCGCGUCCUUUUCCAGCGACGUAACGGCAGCUAGUACGACAGGCCAGACCCUGGCGACAUCGAAGGGCGACGACUUUGAUCUCUUCUCCACGGUUGCUGCUGCGGCGCCGACGGAGGCGGGCAGAGUUGCCGACACUAACACGGCCGCGGCAGCGGCGGCGUCACCUCCGUCAUCGUCACCGCCGCCGCCGCCGGCAGCGCCCCCGAUGGGGGAUGAUUUCGCGCUUUUUGCCAGCGUUGCGGCCGGUGCCACGCCAGCAGGCGGUGUCGCGGCGGCGGCGGUGACGACGACGCCGCGGCCCGCGCCGUCGGCACCACGCCGCCGUACAUCCCCAUCGUUCAGUGGUGCUACCUCCGUUUGGGAGAGCGUCAACAGGGGUAAGCCCUCCCCAGCGUCUCCUAAUGUUGCUACAGCAGCUGCAGCGCCAGCCGCAGGUCCUGUAGAAUCUGUACAGCCUGCCAACGCAGCAGCGGCGGUGGCAGCGGCGGCAGCCGUACCUGCCGUACCUAAUGCGGUUACCGACGCGGGGCGACUCUCCUCUCCGGAAGCCACCACGACACCGGAGGAGGCGGGGGGAGGCGAAACUCCUUCCGGUUCCGCACGCGGCGGUGUUCCUGCGAUGGCUACGAAAGAUGGCCACGCCGCUGCUGCUGCAGCGUCAGAGGCGCCGGCCGCCGCAGCUCUGGCCGCAGCACAGGCAGCGGCAGCCGCUGCCGCGGCGGCGGCAGCAGCGGCGGCAGCCGCCGCUGAUCCGAGCAAUCUAAAUGCCGCUGCAGCGGCUGCUGUCGCGGCACAGGCUGCCGCCGCGGCGGCGGCUGCAACUGCUGCUGCUGCCGCUGCAGCACAUGCUACAGCCGCACCUGUCAACGAAGCUAUCACUAGCAGCACCAAUAGCAACGCUAUUGCCAUUAGAGCCGAUGUGACGGAAGAACCAGGUAAACUAAGUGUCAGCGGCGGCCUGGCCGUACAGGAGAGGCCUGCACAACCGCCGACGGUGCAAGCGGCGGACCUGACGAAGGCGGCGAAUGCCGCGGAAGUCAACCUGAUGGGGGCGACGGAGGCGGUGGCGACGGAGGUAAUGGCGACUGCACCGCCUUCCCUGACGGCCUUAUCUCCGUCAGAUCGCGAGGAGACUGUCGCAGUAGCAGCCACCGCCGAAGCCGCCGCCGCCAUCAGUACUGUUGACGUGCUACAGUCGCACUCCUCAGUGGCUCAGGGAGCAGACCCACAUGGCCUAGCGAGGCGCCUGAUAUCGGAGGGUCCGGACGAAACUGGCUUGGCGGACGGUUCUUUAGGUACGGCAUCGCCGCCGCUGCCGACUGUUGGCGGCCCUGUGGACGCCGUUGCAGCGGCGGCGGCGGGGACCACAGUAAGCACCUCCGAUCAGGAACCCGCAGCAGUCGCCGAGCCAAACGAUGCCAGCCCAUCGCCGCCGCUGCCGCUACCGCAAUUGCACUCCGGCAUUUCGUACAACCCAUCCUCAUUGGCGGCGGCCCUUGCGGCUGCGUCGGUUGAGCCGCCGCGGCCGGCAGGCCUCCCCUCCGCCGGCCCUGGCGACGGCGCAAGCGACAGCGACCCGGUGACGGCGCCGCUGGGCACUACAGCUGGGCCGGAUUGCACCGCUGCCGCUGAUGCGCCGCUACCGUCAGACCAGCCGCCGACGCCGUCGCCGACGCCGCCGCCGGAUCAGGAUCGGCAGCAGGCAGAGCAGGGCACUCCUGAGGAGGACUCGCAACAGGAAGAGGCACCGGCGGCGGGACUGUCAUUCAGAGACGCGCUAGAGGCCAGUGAGGGCUGGCGUCGCAGCUACAGCCCCAUAAAGUCUGCGGGCAUUUAUUUCAGUGACCAAGGCCUCGGCAGUAGCAGCACCAGCAGCGGUGGCGGCGGCGGCGGCGCCGGUAGCAUCUUUGCGCAGCCAGCCAGCCAGCCAAAGAAGACCGACAGUGAGGCCAGUUUGCACAAGGACAGCACAAUGGGUGGUGCAAUUGGAGAGGAAAUUUCGAUGUGGAAAUUGUUGAGACAUGAAGAAUAUUUCAGGAUUGAGCCGCAAUCCCCUUUCCCCCAACCCUAUCCAACCCGUCAAGUGCAGCAGAAGUUGCGAAACUCCGCACCACUUAAACCGCUGUGCGGCUUAUACACGCCUUGA
Molecule: messenger RNA, 2667 nt
Organism: Volvox carteri f. nagariensis
Lineage: Eukaryota; Viridiplantae; Chlorophyta; Chlorophyceae; Chlamydomonadales; Volvocaceae
Exons: 6
Coding region: 1-2667 (888 amino acids)
Source: RefSeq, a predicted model, not a curated record